AUCGUGAGUAGCCCAUCUCUAACGGUAUCACACUGCAACGCACGCCACACGUGUUUUUUUUUAUUUACUACGACUUUUUACACAAAAGAAAACCAUCCAAAAUGUAUCUGAUGUACACACUUAACGAGAACGGCGACCGCGUCUACACCUUGAAGAAACGCACCGAGAAUGGUCUUCCCACUUUGUCUGCUCACCCAGCACGCUUUUCGCCGGAGGAUAAGUACUCCCGCCAGAGGAUCACCAUCAAGAAGCGCUUCGGACUGCUUCUCACCCAAAAACCCGAACCCAUCUACUAAUCCGGAGUUUAAUUUUAAUUAGUGUACAUCUUUAUUUACAAAUAAUAAGUUACAAAAUAACA
Molecule: messenger RNA, 358 nt
Organism: Drosophila elegans
Lineage: Eukaryota; Metazoa; Arthropoda; Insecta; Diptera; Drosophilidae
Gene: Nop10
Product: H/ACA ribonucleoprotein complex subunit 3
Exons: 2
Coding region: 102-296 (64 amino acids)
Biological process (GO): positive regulation of telomerase RNA localization to Cajal body; ribosome biogenesis; rRNA pseudouridine synthesis
Cellular component (GO): box H/ACA telomerase RNP complex; box H/ACA snoRNP complex
Molecular function (GO): box H/ACA snoRNA binding; telomerase RNA binding
Source: RefSeq, a predicted model, not a curated record